Molecule: messenger RNA, 3540 nt
Organism: Dermacentor andersoni
Lineage: Eukaryota; Metazoa; Arthropoda; Arachnida; Ixodida; Ixodidae
Molecular function (GO): protein binding
Source: RefSeq, a predicted model, not a curated record
UUCGUCCUCGUUAGACUUGGACGUCGGCCUAGGCGCGUACGUGGAGAAGAUAUGUAGAUGCGAAUAUCGAUUCGGUGUCAACUUUAUCUUCGCUCAGUUCAAGGCAUUCUCUUUGAUAUCAAGGGACCAUGACGUCGCCCCAAAAAAUAACCGCCGCUUGCUUCGUGACCGCCGUCUUCUUUUCAGCCACCAUCCAGGUCGCGCAUGCUGUCCACUGUCCUGCACCUACGGAUAUUGAGCCGCUCAAAAUACUGCACGACUCCAUCACGUUCGGAUGGAACACGACAGAGGCCAACCCCUUGCACUGCGCCUGCGUGUUUCCCGGUGUCUACGCGGAGACCUGCUCGGCAAACUCCACGCCCGCGGCUUGCAGAGCGGGCGUGACAGGUCGCACCAGCACCGAGCGGAACCUGAUGCCCGACUACACUCACACCGUGUGCGUGCAGACGCAGUGCUCGCCGUCCGAGUUCUCGCCCUCCGUCUGCAGGAGCGUCUACACCUUACCGGCAGUGCCGUACGAAAGCAUCACCGCCAGGCGCCAUUCUUCGUCGCUGGACAUCAAGUGGCGGGUUCCAGCGCGGAUGCAGGGGUGGCUGGCCGGCUACAGGAGCCGCUGGUGCAGUCCGUCUUGCAACGUCAGCGAACAGAUCAUGCACGGCUGGCACGAGGGCUCUCUGAAUCUCACCGAAGUCGAGACCAACAUCCAGUACACACUGUGCCUGAGCGGGUUCACCGUACAGCGCUCGAGCGACGAGAAGCAAUACAGCACCGAAGUCUCGCUCGUUGUCUAUAGCGUGGAAACACAUGGACCUAUUAAUAUUUCCUUUCUGGUCGAGAGGAUCCAAAGUUCCACGCUCCUGGUUGCCUGGCCCGCACCGGACCCGAACUCCAGGCGGUUUGACAACUAUAUCGUUAAUUGGUGGAAGGCGAACCAAACCGAUGCUGAUGGAGUUCCAAAGCGCAACCAGACCCUGCCGGCUACUUCGACGAGCUUCGUCAUCAACAACCUCGAACGCGGUGCCACCUACCACGUUAACCUGUCCACUGUUCGGGAAGCGGACACCACAGACGCGUCCCAGCAGAAGGAAAGCGUGCGGCCCCAACUCCUCGAGAAACCGGAGGACGUUCGCGUCGAAUCCCGGAGGUCCGUGACAGGUCCUCUCGCCUCCAUAACGUGGAACGCUUCGCUCCACUGCGGGCAGGACUCGCCGGUUCAGAGAUACACGGUGAAGCUGUGCCCAAUGUGCACGGUCGGAAAGGAGGCGCAGCCAACGAAAUGCCGCAGCGCGUCUGUAAAGGCGUGUGCCGGCAAGGCCGUCUUCGCUAGACUCGAAUACCUCUGCUGGUAUCGGGUCGAAGUGAGGGCACUCUCCCGCAGCGAUGGCGGAAACGUAAGCGAAGAAGGGGAACCCACGAUCGCCCACUUCAAAACCCCAGCGAGCGACCCGUACCGGACACCGGAAGGAGUCCGAGCCGAGGUCCAGGGGUCCUCGAACGCCACCGCCCUGGUGUCCGUAACCUGGGACGUUAGGAGCUUCGCCAGGGAAAGGUCGUCCGCAACUCGUUAUUCCGUGAAAGUACGCCCCUCGUGCAACGAAGACUCCGGCAGGAACCAGAAAGAGUGUCGCAGCGCAGCGGUUCCGGCCAGAGCUGGCAAGGCGGUCAUAGCCGGACUGAAGUACGUCUGCGGGUACGCAGUGGAAGUCCGGGCUCUCGUCGACGAAGUUCACGGCACAACAGACGAAUCACAACCGGCGGUUCUCUAUCUUACAGCUCCGGUGCCUAACGUACCUUCGCUGAGCGACUCGCUGCACGCGGAGUUGAGCGGCAGCCGCGUGAUAAUCAGCUGGCUGAACCCAGCGGAACUUGGGGAUAACGCGGUGCUGUACCACGUGACGCUUUUCCGUCCGACGCCAAGGUCCGUGAUGCGGGCGAUCGUCGACGGUACGAAGAAGACUUUCGAUGGUCUCGAACCGCAAGAGAACUACACAGUGGCCAUCGCCGCUUGCCUACGCUGGGGUCAGCGACAACAGUGCGUCGGAAACGCAACGCUGGAGUUCGAGACCCUGCCAAGAGAACCUGUGGAAGACUUCCUCAGCCUAACGGUGGCAGCAGCGAGCUCUACAGAACUCCGAGUUUCCUGGAACACUAAGUCUGAAGACAACAACGUGAAAUUGUACGAAAUUACCUGGUGGAUGCCCAGUUCCCACGAGGUCAGCACACCUAAGGAAAAGAAAUUUACUAUAUUUACUCACAAUAACGAAGCCACCAUCGAUGGACUAGAGCCAUACAUCACUUACGCAGUCCAGGUGGUGGCCGUCUGCGAAAGAAGGAAUAUUACGUGGCGCCACCAAUCGGCGAUCGCGACCGCUACAACCUACCCUGAAGGUCUCGUACGUGUGUCUGGCGUCGCUCUAACAAACGACAACUGCACACCUUCUCUCUGCGAUGUAUCUGUGACGUGGAAAGUGAAGGCCACUACACCGCAUGCACCCGUUCAGCUUGAGUACCACGUCAUGCUAUGUAUCGGUUCCGAAGUCGUCGGUGACAACUGUCGCAAUGAGACAGUGCUCGGCGGACGCUCGUACGUCAUCUUCUCUGGAGUCAAAACGUUCGCGGCUUUGUUCGCGACGGUACGACCAGUUAUCAAGAUGCCAAGCGGCGUCUUCGAGGGUGACGCUAGCCUGGCGAGAGGUCGAAGCUGGACGCCUCGGAUACCGGGCGUCGAAGAGGUAACGGUGGCGGAGGUGACUGGAACCUCGGCCCACGCCUCGUGGCCCAAGGUGACUGAACUUGACGGAGUCGACGGCGGCUAUUACGGUGUAGUUGUCACCAUGCACCCUGAAUACGAAGAUGAUGAGGCUGUUUCUACAGAACAGUCUCUCAGACAAUAUGACACUACAAAAGAAAAACAGACUACCGGUGCUAAUUCCAUGGAACGUGAUGUGGUCGUACACAACGUGUCCUCGAGCGACGUCGUUAUCGACCUGCUUGACCUGAAGCCGUGGAGAAAUUACACGAUUACUGUGACUCCGGGUGUAAUGGGCAGCGGAGUGGCCAUAGUGGGUGACAGCGCCAGUAAAGUCUUCAAAACGUUACCAGAACCUCCGAGCAAGCCUAGGAACGUGUCUGUGGUGGAACGCCAAGGGGAGCACUACGUGACCUGGCUUCCGCCAGAAUCGUGGAACGGGCCCCGAUCAGGCUACGAAGUAAGCGUCACCUGCGUCAACGGCCGCGUCAGGGGCAACAGCACGGUAGUCGCACUCAACGCGGACAAGACCGAGCUCAGGUUCCCGAACUUCAGCCCGGGAGUGCCCUGCACGGUAUCCGUGCGCGCUUACACUGUGUACGUCGGGGAGCCCCUGGACGGCGACAAAGCCAGGGUCCGCUUCACGCUUCCGAAGAAAGAAUAUGUGAACACCACGGAACAUUCGUCAAUGUAGUCCAGCCGGAUUAGCAUGGCGCAGUGGCGACGCUUACAACUCAUCUUGAACGUGUAGCACAGCGAAAACAAAUACACAAUAGCUCCUUGGUGCCGUC